Penicillium pulvis is the source of this 870-nucleotide messenger RNA. RefSeq lists its product as uncharacterized. The transcript has 4 exons. The coding region runs from base 1 to 870 and encodes 289 amino acids. NCBI's taxonomy places the organism in Eukaryota, Fungi, Ascomycota, Eurotiomycetes, Eurotiales, Aspergillaceae. The record is from RefSeq and is a predicted model, not a curated record. Gene Ontology annotation, biological process: secondary metabolite biosynthetic process.
AUGGCACAGCUUGUUCCUCUUCCAGAGGUGGAACGCCUCAGUGCAUCCGUGAUCAGGAUUCUAGGCGGGAAUCCAGGAAAGUUUACAUUGCAAGGAACCAACACAUACCUAAUCGGCCGUGGACAUCAGCGCAUCCUCAUUGACACGGGCGAGGGCAAGCCCACGUGGGCUGCCCGUCUUGAAUCCGUCCUGUCCGAAGAGAAAGCCACGGUGCAGCAGGCUCUUCUUACACAUUGGCACCACGACCAUGUGAAUGGCUUACCAGAUCUACUGAGGAUCUGCCCGCAAGCUCAAGUUUUCAAGCAUCAGCCGGAUGAAGGACAGACCGAUAUCCAAGAUGGACAGGUAUUUCGCGUAGAAGGGGCAACGCUAGUAGCCGCUCAUACACCCGGCCAUACAGUGGACCACAUGGCAUUUGUAUUGGAGGAAGAAGAUGCGAUGUUUACAGGGGAUAAUAUCUUAGGACACGGUACAGCUGUAUUCGAAGACCUGAAAGUCUACCUGGACAGCCUUCACCGGAUGCGAGAUCGGGUUACAGGCCGCGGAUACCCGGGCCAUGGGGCUGUGCUUGAGAAAGUGAGUGCUCGCGUCAGCGAGUAUAUCCAGCAUCGCCAGCAACGGGAAGACGAGGUGCUUCGGGUACUACGAUAUGGGCAGCUAGAGGCGGCAGGAGAUCCGUCACCCGAGCGCAAGGCGUGGACACCGUUAGAGCUGGUGAAAAAGAUUUACCGGGAUGUACCUGAAAGCCUCCAUUUGCCCGCGUCAAAUGGGAUUCUGCAAGUAUUGUUAAAAUUGGAGGAUGAGGGGCAGACGGUACAUGAUCCGGAGUCGGGGGAGUGGAGGUUAAGCGGAGAGAAGUCGGCAUUGUAA